AUGAUCACAUCGCCCACGGUCUCUGUCUUGAGAAAUAGCACCAAUCCAGCGUGGGAGAGCGGCUCCUCGGGGGAGAAGGGCGCAGUGAAGAUCAGCCGGCUAUUCCUCCACAACCCCGUCUCCGCUGCACACCCUUCUCGCCAAGCCAGUCGUCUCCCCAUAAAGGUUUUGAAAAUGCUUACCGCUCGGGCAGGACACAUGUUACACCCGGAGUACCUUCAGCCUUUGCCGUCCACUCCCAUCAGUCCCAUCGAGCUGGAUGCAAAGAAAAGUCCACUUGCUCUCUUGGCCCAGACGUGCUCCCAGAUCGGAAAGCCGGACCCGCCGUCCUCCUCCAAGCUGUCCUCUGUGACCUCCAAUGGAUCUAGUGACAAGGACACCAAAUCCGGUCCGCUGAAAAUGAGCGACAUCGGAGCCGAGGACAAAUCUAGCUUCAAACCUUACUCCAAAUCGUCGGAAAAGAAGGACUCGGGCAGCAGCCUCAGUGGAGAUAAAACCAGUUUCCGGGUGCCUAGCGCCACCUGCCAGCCAUUCAGCCCAAGGACAGGCAGCCCCAGCUCCUGCACAUCAGUCUCCCCUCUGCCGGCCGACGGCAAGGCGGAGGACAAGGAGGGAAAGAAGGAGUCUGAUAGCAAUAAAAGCAGCACUGCAGAUAAUAACGGCAGCCACAGGUUAAGUGGAAUUACCUCUGAUGGCAGCCAUCACCAGGAGAGCACAUCUGGAUCCAAGACGCGCACAUCAGACUCUCCAUCUGUAACCUCAUCGUCCUCCGUUCUCGGCUCUGGACUGGUGGCCCCAGUUUCCCCAUAUAAGCCCGGUCACACCGUUUUCCCCAUGUCCCCCGCCGGUAUUUCCUAUCCUGGAAGUUUGGCGGGUGCCUACGCGGGCUACCCGCAGUCGUUCCUCCCUCACGGGAUGAACCUCGACCACGCGAAAUCCAGCAGUCAGCUAUUGAGCGCACAGUUCGCUGCCGCCGGCUCGAUGGGCUGCAGCAAAGCCGGGACGAGUCCCCUGGCUGGAUCCUCGCCGCCGUCCCUAAUGUCCGCCAGUCUGUGUCGGGACCCCUACUGCCUGAGCUACCACUGCACGAGCCACUUGUCCGGCGCGUCCAGCGCCAACUGCGCGCACGACUCUGCGGCGGCCGCCGCGCUCAAAUCUGGAUACCCGCUCAUGUACCAGGCGCACCCGCUGCACGGCGUGCACUCCUCGGCCCCGUCUUUCAGCGGACAUCCCCUGUAUCCGUACGGGUUUAUACUUCCGAAUGACCCCCUGCCGCACAUAUGUAACUGGGUGUCUGCCAACGGACCUUGCGACAAGCGCUUCUCCUCCUCCGAGGAGCUCCUCGGUCACUUGCGGACUCACACGGCCUUUGCCGGCACGGACAAGUUGCUAUCCGGGUACCCGGGGUCGUCUUCCCUCGCCAACGCCGCCGCGGCCGCCGCGAUGGCGUGUCACAUGCACAUGCCUCCCAAUGGCAGCCCCGGAAGCCCCGGGGCGCUGGCCCUCAGGGGCCCGCACCAUCACCUCGGACUGAGCAGCCGCUAUCACCCUUAUUCAAAGAGCCCCAUGCACACGCCCGGAGCCCCGGUGCCGGUGCCCGCGGCAACGGGGGCGUAUUAUUCCCCGUACGCCUUUUAUGGACAAAGACUGACAACAGCCUCGGCCUUAGGAUACCAGUAGAAUCAAAGAAUUAUACAUUUAUAAAAACAAAAAAGAUUUAGGCCCAAUGAGUUUUAUAUUGUACUUCAUGCAGGGACUGGAUCCAUGUGGGGAUCAGUGUAUUUAUUUGCGAUAGCUUCAAGCGUGACUUAAAAUAAAAAAAAUAAUAUAA
Messenger RNA from Gasterosteus aculeatus aculeatus (three-spined stickleback), 1831 nucleotides. RefSeq names its product zinc finger protein 503. Gene Ontology annotation, cellular component: nucleus. The record is from RefSeq and is a predicted model, not a curated record. Lineage: Eukaryota; Metazoa; Chordata; Actinopteri; Perciformes; Gasterosteidae. Gene Ontology annotation, biological process: negative regulation of DNA-templated transcription.